AUGGCCAACGAUGAGUUUGACGAUGAGUUUGACGACGACAUUGAUGACCAAGAUUUCCUCUCGGCCUUUGAUCAAGUUGAUUCAGGUAUUUUCAAGAAGCCAGGGACACAGAAGAAGUCUACACUAGGGGCGAAUGCUACCCAGCAGAUUGCACAUCCCAAACCUGCCACCGCGGCCGUCGCCUCGUUGGUGCUCGACGGCUUGUCAUCCGGUGACUUCUGCGCUGAACCUGAGCGACAGGUUCCCGCACGAGUUUCAGCAGGAUGGAUGCAAGAAUCCAAUCGGCCAUCAGCGCGCACUGGGCUUACCCGUGCCAAUUCCUCGACAUACCGACAGACAACACUCUGGGGAACUGACGCAUUGGAGGGGCCCACACAAUCGUCUCAACCAGCCGGUGCAAGAGUUUAUAGGGGAGACCAAGCGCGUGAGGAGCCUAGCCAUCACGAGCUUGACCUUGAGGCCAUGAAGACUUGGGUGUUCCCAACCAACCUCGGCACCAUUCGAGACUAUCAGUUCAGUAUCGUCAAGAAUGCACUGUUCAACAACACGCUCGUAGCGUUGCCUACUGGCCUUGGGAAAACCUUUAUUGCCGCCACAGUCAUGCUGAACUUUCACAGAUGGACGAAAUCGGCAAAGAUUGUCUUUGUGGCGCCAACGAAGCCGCUCGUGGCACAGCAGAUUGACGCGUGCUACCAUAUAGCUGGCAUCCCCCGGUCCGAAACCACCCUCCUCACGGGAGACAUCCCGCCAGCCUUGCGAGUGGAUGAAUGGGCAACGAAGCGCGUCUUCUUCAUGACACCGCAGACACUCCUCAACGACCUCUCACAUGGUUAUGCCGAUCCAAAGAGCAUCGUGCUCAUGGUCAUUGACGAGGCUCAUCGUGCCGUCGGAGAGUAUGCGUACGCAAAAGUCACCAAACUCAUCCGUCGAUUCUCAACAAGCUUCCGCGUGCUGGCUUUGACUGCAACCCCAGGCUCCAAGGUAGAGACCGUCCAGGAGAUCCUCGACAACCUUGGCAUUUCCCACUGUGAGAUCCGGACGGAGGAUUCCAUCGACAUUCAGCAGUACGUCCACCAGAGAAACAUUGACCAGAUGGUCCUCGAACCGUCAGAUGAAAUGAACCUUGUUAGCGAGCUCUUCACGGAGGCGCUGAAGCCUCUGGUCGACAAGCUGAGCGCCCAAAACAUAUACUAUGGACGAAACCCAAUGGCACUUACUGCGUACGGCCUAAUGCAGACACAGCGGGAAUGGUUCGCAACGCGCGGGCAUACUGCCAACCAAGGCAUCCAGUUUAUGAUGAGAGCAAUCUUCGGCGUCCUUACGAGCCUGGCUCAUUCAAUAAAGCUGCUAAACUAUCACGGCAUCAAGCCCUUCUAUGACAACCUCGUCGACUUCCGCAGUGAACAGGAAGGAAGGGGAGACAAGGGAUCGAAAUAUAAGCGACAACUCGUCGAGCACCCGAGCUUUCAGGACAUGAUGAAGAAAAUUUGCACCUGGCUCAAGACGGACGGCUUCGUCGGGCACCCGAAGCUGACGGCGUUAGCGGACUGCGUCUUGAACCAUUUCAUGGAUCGGGGCGAGGGCUCAGGAACGCGAGUCAUUGUAUUCAGCGAGUACCGAGAUUCCGCGGAAGACAUUGUUCGCAUGUUCAACAAGCACAGGCCACUCAUCAAAGCAAGCGUCUUCGUCGGUCAGGCCGACGGCAAACGAGGAGAGGGCAUGAAGCAGGCGCAACAGAUUGCGACGAUUGACAAGUUCAAGAAGGGCGAGUUUAACGUCUUGGUCGCCACGUCUAUUGGCGAAGAAGGACUUGACAUUGGCCAAGUCGAUCUAAUCGUCUGCUACGACGCGUCGGCGUCCCCGAUUCGAAUGCUGCAGCGGAUGGGUCGGACCGGCCGAAAACGAGCCGGGCAGAUUGUCCUGCUCCUGAUGAAGGGCAAGGAAGAAGAUCAGUUUGCCAAGUCCAAGGAUAGCUAUGAGAAGAUGCAACAGCUCAUCUGUGAAGGGAGCCGCUUCGAAUUCCCACGAGAGCAUUCGAAGCGCAUCGUUCCUCGAGACAUUCGCCCCGAGGUAGACAAACGACAAGUCGAUAUACCGGUGGAAAAUACCCAAGAUAAUUCGCUGCCGGAGCCCAAGAAGCGGCGAGUGCCAGCUGGGAAGAAGAAGCCACCGAAGAAGUUUCACAUGCCGGAUGGAGUGGAGACUGGCUUCCAGACACUGUCGCAUUUCAUGGGCACGGGAAAGAAAGCCAGGAAGGCGGAGCCGCAGCGAAACAGCGAACUGGACGACGUUGUGGAUGUACCUGAGUUGAGGAGCGUCGUGCUCACGCAAGAACAAACGCUGGAGUUGGACCGCUCUUACCGAGAUUUGCCAUUCAAUCACAGCGUGGUUGAGGAGGCGUCCAUGCCCAACCUGGCGGCAUACCCUAAGCUGCAGAGGACGCUUCAACCGGUCGUUAACGUGAAGCACGGCCAAUUUACAAAGCGAUGCGUGCAAGCUUUCGGCAGAAUGGGCACAACGCCUGACGGGCUGUUGAGGCCUUGCCGGACGGUCGACAGCAGCAACUACCUGGAGGUACCGGCCAAGCCGUUUGUGAACUCUGAUGGGGAAGAGGAGACCGAGCAUGGUUCGAGAGGAGGGGACGAGAGGCAAGUCCACAUGACCGGGAAGCGAGCACCACCGCAUGCUCGUUCUCGUGGUCGCGAUUCUGAAGAUGAGCCGAAACGGAAGAAAAGGAAGACGGCCGACGGCACAGCUCCCUUGCGUCCACCUCGAGAGGAAGAUGUGGAGGACACGGAUGGAGAUGAUGAGGAGACGGACGAGCCUGGCUUGCCAAAACGACUCAAAGGGCGGCGCAGACCUCCGAAGGGUGGAAAGGCCCAGGGCAGAUAUGGCAAGGGCGGAAUCAACAGCGACGAGUUGGGCGAUGAUUGCGUGCGAGACAGCGACAUGAUGGAAAGCAGCGGUUCGGACGACGGAUCGGAUCUGCAAGAUUUUGUCGUGGCCGACAACCAGGCAACCUCGAGCAUGAUGAACUCGCAGACUACGUUGGCCGCUUCUCCGUCAAGCCAAAGAACACAUCUGCGGCAACAAGACGAGCCAUUCUUUGUGCCCACCCAUUUCUCCGCGACACAGGACAGCGAGGGGAUUCCGGACGUCGAGACGUUGAUGGGCACGACGCAGAAUAGCAGACAAGGCGGCAUCGAUGGUGACUCGGAGGCCGAAUCGGCGAAUAUUACGGCUCGAACGGCUCGAACGGCUCGGGCCAGGCGUCAACUGUUGGACAGCGACGGCGACAGCGACGCGUAG
This is a messenger RNA of Drechmeria coniospora, 3309 nucleotides long. RefSeq names its product ATP-dependent DNA helicase mph1. The coding region runs from base 1 to 3309 and encodes 1102 amino acids. Gene Ontology annotation, molecular function: four-way junction DNA binding; 3'-5' DNA helicase activity; four-way junction helicase activity. The transcript has a single exon. Gene Ontology annotation, biological process: replication fork reversal; double-strand break repair via synthesis-dependent strand annealing; interstrand cross-link repair. NCBI's taxonomy places the organism in Eukaryota, Fungi, Ascomycota, Sordariomycetes, Hypocreales, Ophiocordycipitaceae. The record is from RefSeq and is a predicted model, not a curated record.